UGUGUCCUCUCUAACUCAUUACAGGGUUUCUUCUCUGCAGGUGUUUUUAGGAUGGUCAGAGCAGGUACUUCACUCGUUCUGCUCCAGCUCUUCAGCGUCUUCGCUCCUGGAGGAGCUUUUUCUCAGGAUAUCCUCUACCCCUUCGGGCCGGCCUAUAGGGAUUUAGAGACCCCAAAGAUGGACGAUGGCAGCUCCCCAGAAAUUCCUAUCCUCAUCCCUUUCAUCUAUUUCGCCAUCCCCUACCGCUCUCUCUAUGUCAACAAUAAUGGAGUAGUCUCCUUUGGUGUGCAAGUAAGCCAGUUCACCCCUGAAGCUUUCCCCCUCAGUGACAGUCGCUCGUUCAUCGCGCCCCUAUGGGCCGAUGUACACAAUGGUAUCCGAGGCGAUGUGUACUAUCGUGAGACCACGGAGCCAGACAUCCUGGAAAGAGCCACCAUUGAUGCCCGCAAGUUCUUCAAAAACAUUCCUUCCUUCACGGCAACCUGGGCCUUCAUUGCAACGUGGCAUCAGGUCACAUUUUAUGGAGGCAGCCAGACCACUCCGGUAAAUACAUUUCAGUGCGUCCUCAUUUCUGACGGGACAAUAUUCCUCUCCAUGUUCAACUACGGAGACAUUGCCUGGAGCACUGGCACCGCCAGUGGGGGAGAUCCCCUUACAGGUCUGGGCGGAACCACAGGACAGUCAGGUUUCAAUGGCGGAGAUGUCAGCCACUUUUUCAACCUCCCCGGCUCGCGCUCCAACGACGUUGUGAACACUGAGCUAACCACCAAUGUCAACCAGCCAGGGCGAUGGUUCUUCCGGGUUGACACGGAGCAAAUAGAUCCAGCCAAUGGAUGCAGCUAUAAUGGUCGAUUUUACAGGCGGGGGGAGGUGUUCUGGCUGUCGGACCAGUGCUCCCAGCGGUGCCGCUGUCUGGAUGUGGAUAACGAGGUCUUCUGCCAGGAGGCUCCAUGCGGACAGCUGGAGACCUGCGAACAACUGGAGGGCGCCUACUACUGUCAGCCCACACGCACCAGCACCUGCGUGGUGUUCGGAGACCCCCACUACCACACAUUCGACGGCUUCCUCUACCACUUCCAGGGGACCUGCUCCUACCUGCUGGCCCGGCCUUGCUGGGAGACCCCUGGGCUGCCCUACUUUAGUGUGGAGGCCAAGAAUGAGAAUCGGGGUUCUGCCACAGUGUCCUGGCUUCGAGAUGUCACUAUAGACGUUUACGGCCAUCGGAUAAAUCUGCCAAAAGGCAGCCUUGGAACAGUUCAGGUGGAUGGCCUGAUGAGGACCCUCCCAGUGCAGCUUCAGCUUGGAGCUGUCCGAGUGUACCAGUCGGGCGUGGCCGUUGCCCUGGAGACUGACUUCGGCCUCCUGGUGACGUACGACGGGCAGCACUAUGCCUCCAUCUCCCUGCCAAGUCCCUACUUCAACAACACCUGCGGCCUGUGUGGCAACUACAAUGACGACCCUGCCGACGACCCUGUGCUGCCUGACGGCUCACUGGCAGAGAGCGUGGUGGAGUUGGGGGGAAGCUGGAGGGCCGAGGACUUUGACUGGCGAUGCACAGAUGGCUGCGCUCACAACUGCAGUGUGUGUGACCCAGCCACGGAGGCCUUCUACUUCCGGCCAGACUACUGUGGCCUCAUCAACAAGACCGAUGGGCCCUUCCGAGACUGCCGUGCAGUGGUCGACCCCACUGCCUUUGUCUACAGCUGUGUGUAUGACAUGUGCAGUAAUCGAGAUAACAUCACAACUCUGUGCCAGGCCAUACAAGCAUACGCCCUGGCAUGCCAGGCACUGGGGGUGACCAUUCGUCCCUGGAGAUCACGCACAUUCUGUGCUCUGACCUGUCCUGACUUCAGCCACUACGAGGUGUGCACCAGCGCCUGCCCCUCCUCCUGCUCGGAGCUGACCUCCCACCUGCAGUGCACCCACCCCUGCACCGAAGGCUGCCAGUGUGACCCGGGCUACGUGCUGAGCGGCAGCCGCUGCGUCCGCUACGAGGAGUGCGGCUGCGAGGAGGACGGCCUCUACUACUCCCUAAAUGAGACUUUCUGGACGGGAGAGGUCACAGAGCACGGAGGGGAGUGCUCCCAUCGCUGCGUGUGCGGCCCGGCCGGCGAGGUGUCCUGCUUCAACGACUCGUGCCGGGAGGGGGAAGUGUGCGUAGCCGAGGUCGGGCUGCUGGGUUGCUACCCCCGGCGCGAGGGUGUCUGCUUCCUCUCCCAGACCCAGGUCCAGUUCACCUUUGAUGGCAUGGUGCUGCCCGUCCCUGACGAGAGCUCCUUCUACCUGGUGAAGCCGUGUGGGGUCAUGCCAGCCAAUGUGUCUGCCGUCGAGGUAAAGAUGGGCAGGAAGCUGGUGAAUAAAGGCCCCACCUGGAUGAGGCCUGUGGUCGUCAGGGUAGCUCACCUGGAGGCUCAAAUUGGUGGAUCGGAUUUUGACUCUGCAAAGCUGAAUGGAGAGCCUGUGGGACUCCCUUUUGUCCAUCCAGUGGAGAUGCUGACAAUAUACAAGAUGGGAAACAUCACUGUUGUGGAAUGGAGUGGCGUGGUGAAAGUUCGUUAUUCCCGCCAGGGCCAUCUCAACGUCUCCCUCUCCACUGUCUUCUACAACGCCACCUGUGGCUUGUGUGGCUUCUUCAACACCGACCCCAACGAUGACCUGCGCCUGCCAAAUGGCCGGCAGGCGGAGACAGCCGAACUCUUUGUAGAGGGCUGGAGGGCUAUUGCUGAUGACCUGACAUGUAAUGGGGAUUGUGAGGAUCUGUAUCGCAUGUGUGUGGAUUUGCGUCUCUACCAGAGCCCUUGGCUCUGUGGGAACAUCAAUGACAUGAGCAACAGCUCCUUCCUGGCAUGCCACAUGGCUGUCAACCCCUCACCGUUCUUCAGGAACUGCCUCUAUAACAUGUGUGUGAAAGAGGGCAACCGCUCGGCUCUCUGUUCCUCCCUGCAGGCCUAUGCCUCAGCCUGCCAGGAUGCACAGGAGGGCUGCCAGUGCGAGGAGGGUUACGCUCUCCGGGACGGCCAGUGCGUGGCACGGAGCGACUGCGGCUGCAUGUACAUGGGCCGGCAGCUGGCCACCAACGAGACCUUCUGGACGGACUGGGAGUGCCAGGAGCGCUGCUACUGCAACGGCACUGACAACAGCGUGUACUGCCAUUUCGCCCCCUGCGAUGCAGAGGAGUUCUGCCAGGAGGACGAGGAGCUCUACUUCUGCCAGCCGCGCACCGAGGCGCUGUGUACCGUCGCUGGCUACAGCCACUUCCUGCCCUUCAGUGGCAUUCCUUUCGACCUGCAGAGCAGCUGCUCCCUUAUGCUGGCCACCACACAGUGUGGGGAGGAUGAUGGCGAUGACGACGAUGAUGGAUCCAUCAUCACCCGCCAUCGAACGCUCCCCCAGUUCAAACUCUUUGUUAGGAAUGAGGAACGGGACACGACGCAAUCAAUUUGGGUCAAGGGCUUUGUCCUGGAGGUGUAUGGCUAUGAGAUUGAAGUGUCACGCAGCUACAAGCACACUGUCACAGUGAAUAAGGAGCGUCUGUUUCUGCCACUGAAACUGGGGCCCAGCAAGGUCAACAUCUACACCCACGGCCUGCAGCUGAUUGCUGAGACAGAUUUCGGCCUCAAAGUGGUCUUUGACUGGAACACCCGCGUAUUGCUGUCCUUGCCACGCAGCCUCUACAAUGCCACCUGUGGGCUUUGCCAAGGAGUGCCCAUGUCUGACCCUGCCGCCACCGUCACUGAAUGGGGCAUGACAUGGGCAAAGCGCGAGCGCUUCUGCCAAGUAGGGUGUGGUGACUCCUGUCCCCGCUGUGGGAAUGCGGAGAGGGCCGGUGAAGGCCCCGUGUCAGUGGUCGACAUUGCCGGCAACGUGGAAACCGACGCUGAAAACCCUGGCAACCGCUUCCAUCUGUCAGAAGGACUGUACGUGUAUGUGGAGCCAGAGGCAGUGAGGCUGUGUGGGCUGCUGGUGGAUCGCGGCGGCAUGUUUGCCCGCUGCCACAGUAUGGUGCCGCCGGCGUACUUCUACCAGAGCUGUUUGCAGGACACCUGCCUGGACCAGGGGGCGCGGGAGACCAUCUGCAACUGGCUCCAGAUCUAUGCCAGCACGUGCCAAACUCAGGGAGUGCCCAUCAUCGGCUGGAGGAACUCCACACCUUGCACUGUGACAUGCCCAUCAAACACUCACUAUGCCAGCUGCAUGAUAGUGUGCCAACCCCAGUGUGCUCCAGCUCGUGGGCAUCGUGACUGCAACCAGUACUGUGUGGAGGGCUGCCAGUGUGAUCAGGGAUAUGUGCUCAAUGGCAAGAGCUGCAUCCUCAGUCAGAACUGUGGCUGCUACACCGACGGCAAAUAUUAUGAGCCAAAGCAGCAGUUCUGGAAUGGCGAAUGUACCAAGCGUUGCCAGUGCAUUGGGAGGAAUCUGAUCCAGUGUGACCCGCGCCGCUGUAAGGCAGAGGAAGAGUGUGGUCUGCGCAAUGGUGUGAGGGGCUGCUUUGCCCGUCGCACCCAGCACUGCGUCGCCUCCGGCGGUGGAGUGUUCAGGACCUUCGAUGGCGCCUCUCUCCGACUGCCGGCUUCCUGUUCCUUUGUCCUCUCCACCAUCUGCCACAAGCUGCCAGAGCUCUCAUUCCAGCUCAUCGCCAACUUUGACAAGUGGAGCACGCCAAACCUCACCACUAUCUCACACGCCUACCUGUACAUCAACGAGGAGAAUAUCCUCAUCUCUGGGAGCACUGUCAAGGUAAAUGGGACCCCAGUGACCGUACCCUUUGUCACGGGCCUGAUGACACGCGUGUCCACCUCAGAGGGAUUCCUGGUCAUCGACACCCCCCAGGAAAUCCAGGUGCGGUACAACCGAUUCAACACCCUGAGCAUCACCAUGGGGCCCCGGCUGCAGAACAAAGUGUGCGGUCUGUGCGGGAACUUCAACGGCGACCCCGCGGAUGACUACAUCACCUCCCGUGGCAAACCGGCCAUGAGUGCUCUGGAGCUGGCUCAGAGCUGGAAGACCAAUGGCAUGCAAAACAGCUGUGAUGAGACCCAGUACGUCGCUCUGGCUCAGUCCUGCGAUAACACAGCCGUGGCCGCCCUCCAGGGCGAGGACAGCUGCCUGAAGCUCACGGAGAUGAAGGGCUUCUUCCAGCCCUGCCAUGGCCUGCUGGACCCCAGGCCCUUCUACCAGUCCUGCUACCUGGACGGCUGCUACAACCACCGCAAGGCUCAAGUCUGCGGCUCCAUGGCUGCCUAUGCCGAAGCAUGCCGCUCCUUUGGCACACUCACAACCAAGUGGAUCACCCAAGAGAACUGCUCAGAAUGGAUCUACGACCCCUGUGCUGGAGAGAUCUGCACAAACAACACCUGUGAGCAGGAGAAUGGAGGAGACCUGUGUGGCUGCCCUGAGCUGCCCAGCAAUGAGAUAGGUGAGACAGCUGGGGGAGAGGAUGACAUCCUUCAGGCAGAGGUGACGUGUAAACACGCUCGGAUGGAGGUCUCCAUAUCCAAGUGCAGGCUCUUCCAGUUGGGCUUUGAGCGGGAGGAUGUGCGCAUCAACGACCAGCACUGCCCCGCCAUCGAGGGGGAGGACUUCAUCUCUUUCCACAUCAACAACACCAAAGGCCACUGUGGCUCCAUUGUACAGUCCAAUGGAACACAUAUCAUGUACAAGAACACUGUCUGGAUAGAGAGUGUGAACAACACAGGGAAUAUUGUGACACGUGACAAAACAAUCAAUGUGGAGUUCUCCUGUGCCUAUGAGCUGGACAUCAAGAUCUCCCUGGAGACGGUGCUAAAGCCCAUGCUAAGGUUAGACGUUAUUUUGGUUUUGAGUGAGGGAAACUUCAUCACCAAAAUGGCUCUUUAUAAGAACUCCUCCUACCGCCAACCUUACCGAGAGGGCGAAGUCAUGCUCAGCACGCGAGACGUCCUGUACGUUGGCGUAUUUGUGGAGGGGGCAGAUGCACGGCAGCUCAUCCUCAUCGUGAACAUGUGCUGGGCCACUCCUUCCCGCUACAGUACUGACAGACUGCGCUACAUCAUCAUAGAAAGAGGCUGCCCCAACGUCAAGGACAACACCAUUGGCAUGGCUGAGAAUGGCGUUUCUCUUACAUGCCGUUUCCAUGUCACUGUGUUCAAGUUCAUCGGGAACUAUGAUGAGGUCCAUCUCCACUGUGAUGUCACACUCUGUGACUCUGAGGUCAAUCCAUGUAAAGUGAACUGUCCACACAACAGGAGAAUGUACUCAGGAGAAACUGAACACAGGCAACAGCAGAUACUAUCAAUUGGACCCAUCAAACGAAGAGAGUAUGUGUGGUGUGAAGACAACAAUGGUGGCUGUGAACAGAUCUGCACUAGCCAGCUGACGGGACCAGUGUGCAGCUGUGUCACAGGAAUGCUUCAGAGAGACGGGAGAAGCUGCCGGGUGGCUGGUUCUGGUGCUAAUAUCCAACCUCUCGUUCCUCUGGUAAUUUUUGGAGUGACCUAUGCCCUUCUGACCCUCACGCACACAUUAUCCUGCUUGUCCUAACCCGCCAUGUAACCACAAGAGAGGAGAGAGAUGGAAAGGACCCAGAAUGACAGCAAGCAAUCGAGAUAGGGAGAUAUGGAGAAAGGGAACAGCAUGAGAAAACGGAGCAUCCAUUCAAAAAAGAGUCACGAUAAAGCAACAAUGAAACCAAAACACAGCCGAGAGGAAUCAUCAUCUCUCCUCAGUGCCACUGAAGGACACCACACUGUGAUCAUCAUCCUCUUCCCAUGGUGGCCCUGUGUCUGAAGGCACUGGAGAUCUUGAAUGAAACAACCACAGAACAUAGCAGAGCAAAAUGGACCGGGUUUGGACAUGAACAAAAAAUUAAACAGGAACAAUACAAACAGUGUCAGAAUUUCAGAAGUAAAUAUAGUGAAAAAUAAAAUAUGCACCCUGGCAACAUUAUCUCAGAAUGUAUCAAAUCUAGGGAAUCUUAUGUUUUAGAUGCAGAAUAUGCCUAAGUACUCUAUCAUCAUCGGUUAUUAA
Clupea harengus (Atlantic herring) is the source of this 7005-nucleotide messenger RNA. It is a transcript of the gene tecta, whose product is annotated as tectorin alpha. Gene Ontology annotation, molecular function: protein binding. NCBI's taxonomy places the organism in Eukaryota, Metazoa, Chordata, Actinopteri, Clupeiformes, Clupeidae. The transcript is spliced from 24 exons. The record is from RefSeq and is a predicted model, not a curated record. Gene Ontology annotation, biological process: cell-matrix adhesion. The coding region runs from base 52 to 6519 and encodes 2155 amino acids.